Messenger RNA from Rhododendron vialii, 2754 nucleotides. RefSeq names its product branched-chain-amino-acid aminotransferase-like protein 2. Gene Ontology annotation, molecular function: catalytic activity. Gene Ontology annotation, biological process: carboxylic acid metabolic process. The coding region runs from base 165 to 1844 and encodes 559 amino acids. NCBI's taxonomy places the organism in Eukaryota, Viridiplantae, Streptophyta, Magnoliopsida, Ericales, Ericaceae. The transcript has 19 exons. The record is from RefSeq and is a predicted model, not a curated record.
CAGUGACUACUCGGUCACAAUCAGCAUCGCCUAUAUUACGUGUAUAUCUUGAUUUGUAUAUAGUUAGAUAUAAUACAUUAUUCAUAUGCACUUAUUCGGUCAAAUCCUUUGCACAAAAAACAGAUUGACGUCUCGAAUCGAAACAACAGGGGAGGGAGUGGGAAAUGGAAGGGAAACAGGAAUCGGAGAUAGAGGUGAUUCACUCAUGGUCUGCUCCUAGAUCUCUCAGUACCAGCGUUAUGUACUCUUUUGCUCAGAGAGAUGAUAUAGAAGUACUUGAUGAACCCUUGUACGCGAACUUUCUCCGUGUAACAGGAGUUGAAAGGCCUUACAGAGACGAAGUUCUAUCAAAAAUGGAAGCCGAUGGGAAUAAGGUUGUGAAAGAUGUUAUUUUUGGUCCAGGAGUAAAGAAAUAUCGCUUCUGUAAGCAUAUAUCAAAACAACGGGUGCCUGGUUUGUCAGAUGAGUUGAUGAAAAGAGGAAAGCACUUCAUAUUAAUACGGAACCCACUCGAGGUACUGCUAUCUUUUGACAAGGUUGUGCGCCCAUCCUUUCUUGAGCUAGGGUUGGCACACUUGGUAGCUAUAUACAAUGAGCUCUGUGAUUUGGGGAAGCCCCCACCAAUCAUUGAUGUAGCAGAACUUCGAGAAGAUCCUGAGGCUGCUUUACGAUGGCUUUGUCAAGAUUUGGAUAUUCCUUUUCAAGCUGCAAUGCUGAAAUGGGAAGCUGGUCCGAAAUCAAUAGAUGGAAUUUGGGCUCCUUGGUGGUAUGAUAGUGUACAUAAAUCAACAGAAUUUACACCAGCAAAGAAGUACCCUUCGCCAUUCCUGUCUUCUUUGUAUGACUUGCUGGAGCAAAGUUUACCUUUGUAUAACAUGCUUCGGCGCCACACACGGGGGAAGUCUUCUCUGGGACCACAACUGCCUCGUCCCAUUCUUCCUGUUCCUGCUAACGAGAAGCUACUUGUUUGGGUUGGUGAUGAGAUUUUACCCCGUGACAGUGCAAAGGUUUCAGUGCUUGAUUCAGUUGUUCAAGGUGGUGAUUCAGUGUGGGAAGGACUUCGAGUUUAUGAUGGGAAAAUAUUUAAGCUUGAUGAGCAUUUAGAUAGAUUGUUUGAUUCAGCAAAAGCUCUGGCCUUUAAUAAUGUACCGACUCGUGAAGAGGUUAAGGAAGCCAUAUUCAAAACUCUUAUUCUAAAUGGGAUGUUUGAUAAUGCACACAUCCGGCUAAGUCUGACACGUGGCAAGAAGGUUACUUCAGGGAUGAGCCCAUCUUUCAACCUUUAUGGAUGCACAUUAAUUGUUCUCGCUGAAUGGAAGCCACCUGUCUAUGACAAUACUAAGGGUAUAACUCUGGUCAGCGCAACUACACGGCGUAAUUCACCGAAUAAUUUGGAUUCAAAAAUUCACCACAACAACCUCCUCAACAACAUCCUUGCGAAGAUAGAAGGGAAUAAUGCAAAUGCUGAUGAUGCCAUAAUGCUUGAUAAGGAUGGUUAUGUGUCCGAAACAAAUGCUACAAACAUUUUCUUAGUGAAGAAAGGACGUGUUGUGACACCUCAUGCUGAUUACUGUCUUCCGGGCAUAACUCGAGCAACUGUCAUGGACCUCGUAGCAAAGGAAAGAAUCAUUUUAGAGGAGCGGCGUGUCAGUCUAUCAGAAUUCCAUACUGCAGAUGAGGUUUGGACAACAGGAACAAUGGGGGAACUCAGCCCGGUUGUUAAGAUUGAUGGUCGCAUAAUUGGCGAUGGGCAUGUUGGACCGGUGACUCGAAGGCUGCAAAGUGCUUUCACUAAACUUACAGAGGAGUCGGGAGUGCCUAUACCCACUUAUCGAAAGGCUUGAAAGUCCAUAAGGCAUGCUUUUCUUUCUCUUGCUUCACCUUUAACCGUCUCUAUAAUUCUUUUCCAAUUUUUUCUAUAGCCAUGAAGAACAUUGGUCUACAGCUUUUCUUGUUUCCAACUAAAUAUUCACUCUUAUUUACUACUUUGCUUUAUUGAAUUGUAGAAUCUAGUACAUGCAAACAAAGUAAAAGGAAAAAAUGGCCAAGUACGGAAAAUAAAAAAUAAAAAUCUGGCAUUGACCUGAUCUUUCGUUGGUUUUUCUGGAAACGCGGACAGAGUCCUCCAGAGUAUCCCCAUAGGAGGUUUUAUGAGUGCACUCUUGCAAGGAUCUUCAGAAUAAUGGAAGUUUCAUAUGCCACUGGAUACUCUGAAACACCAGUUCAGUUUUUAAAUGCCUUAGCAUUUGUUAUUAUGUUGUUUCUGUGGUAUUUUAGCUAUAAAAACCAGUUAUGUUUAACGGCUUUGUGGUCUGCGCUUUAUAUGUUAUUCUUUACGUAAUCUGUUACAGUCUGUAAAAUUCACUUUACCAGGUUGUCAUAAUUGAUAGGCACACAAAUGGCGAAUAGAAUCGAGUUUGAAGAUGAAAAGCACUAGAGACGGACAGACUGCUGCAAGAGCUUGGGAGUUUUGGGGAAUCACGUUUAUUUCCAAGGUGUUAAAUUCUCCCCGGUGCCGAAACCUUAUUUCUUACCUCUUUUUUCUUUUAUUCAUCCCUUCGCAAAGGAAUAAAAAUCAUGUAUUGCCUUAUUUAGAUGUGCGAUAUCAUUGAGACAUAACGAUAAAACUCAGAGACUCCUUGGAUUCAUGAUUUUAGUCUCUUUGGUUAACAUUUGAACGAUUGACUAUAUCAGACAAUUCUCUGGCUUUGGAAAUUGCGGUGUUAGCAGAAAUAGAACUUGUUGCUUCGUCUA